CGGCAGAUCACACGCGGUUCAGCACGCACGCGCGCUCCUAGCCAACGAGCCCGCUGCACCCAGGCCGCCAGGCCCGCAGCGCCCCCUCUCGGCCAUACAGGUGUCACCGGGAAAGAACAGAGGGUCCCAGCCUUGAGUACCCCAAUGUGCCAAGCAGAGUUUGAGCUGGCCUGCACUGCCAUCAAGCAGCUGAAGCGUCCUGUGAGUGACCAGGAGAAACUGAUGGUAUACAGCUACUACAAACAGGCCACUCAGGGUGACUGCAACAUCCCCGCCCCUCCUGACUUGGAUGUGAAAGCCAAGGUCAAGUGGGGGGCAUGGAACGUGAACAAAGGGAUGUCCAAGGAGGAUGCCAUGAAGGUUUACAUUGCCAAAGUGGAAGAGCUGAAGAAAAAGGAGGCUGAUUAGGGAGACUUUAACAGACAGAAGUAGCAUGGCUCCUCUGGUGCUGCUGGUUCUCCCGUCCCAGGCCCGCGCACCAGCCCCUGUCGCCCCGGCCUCCACCUU
Messenger RNA from Fukomys damarensis (Damara mole-rat), 507 nucleotides. RefSeq names its product diazepam-binding inhibitor-like 5. Gene Ontology annotation, molecular function: fatty-acyl-CoA binding. The transcript is spliced from 3 exons. Lineage: Eukaryota; Metazoa; Chordata; Mammalia; Rodentia; Bathyergidae. The record is from RefSeq and is a predicted model, not a curated record. Gene Ontology annotation, cellular component: mitochondrion. Bases 145 to 408 code for a protein of 87 amino acids. Gene Ontology annotation, biological process: fatty acid metabolic process.